Molecule: messenger RNA, 1877 nt
Organism: Uranotaenia lowii
Lineage: Eukaryota; Metazoa; Arthropoda; Insecta; Diptera; Culicidae
Gene: Atg3
Product: ubiquitin-like-conjugating enzyme ATG3
Exons: 5
Coding region: 288-1313 (341 amino acids)
Biological process (GO): autophagy of mitochondrion; nucleophagy; autophagosome assembly
Cellular component (GO): cytoplasmic ubiquitin ligase complex; cytosol
Molecular function (GO): Atg8-family ligase activity
Source: RefSeq, a predicted model, not a curated record
GGUCAGAAAAACAAUCACUCUUGUCGGUCGGUCAUCGGACAGCGAAUAUUUUCGUUCUCCGUGGCAGAAAAAUAGUAGAAGCUGUAAGUAAACGGGGAAUUUUUGUUCCAUAGAUUUGCUCUAACAAUACUAGAAACAAACUUUCCACAGAGAUUUGAUAGAACAAUUUCAGCAAAGUGACUCACAAAGGAAAGUUUGCCAGCGAUUACGAUACGAUACGAAACGUCCAGCUCUGCAAAGAGAAAUAGGUACCUACAUCACAACACAACCUUCCUAAUCAGGGGACAAUGCAGAACGUGAUUAAUUCGGUGAAAGGCACCGCUCUCGGUGUGGCAGAAUAUCUUACUCCAGUCCUGAAGGAAUCGAAGUUUCGUGAAACGGGUGUAUUGACACCAGAGGAGUUUGUAGCGGCCGGUGACCAUCUAACUCACCACUGUCCGACAUGGGCCUGGGCGGUUGGAGAUGAUAGCCGGAUAAAACCAUACUUACCUAAAGAUAAACAAUUUCUCAUAACACGAAACGUACCCUGCUAUCGACGAUGUAAACAGAUGGAAUACGUGGGCGAAGAAACUUUGGUGGAAGAGAGUGACCAGGACGGCGGAUGGGUCGAGACCCAUCACUUCAAUCCGGACGAAGGCGCGUCCGGUUCGGGGCUGGAGGAAAAGGUCUGUGAAAUGACACUGGACGGGUCGAAAGUUGACGACGUGGCUGGUGAUAUGGACGAUCCUAGCAACUUCGAGGAUGGCGGCGGGGAUGCUGCGUGCAAUGCUGAUGACGACGACGAUGACGGGGCAGCCAUCGAUAUGGACGAAUUCGAGGAGAGUGGUCUUCUGGACGAGGUGGAUCCGUCAGUAGCUACGGUAGCACCGCCCGAAGUGUCUGCCAAAAAGAACCCAUCGGCAGAAGGGGCUGCUGCCGCCGGUGCCGAGGGUGAUUCUGUAGUUCAUACACGUACCUACGAUUUGCACAUCACAUAUGACAAAUACUACCAAACACCCCGAUUGUGGGUGGUGGGUUACGAUGAGAAUCGCAAACCGCUCACCGUCGAGCAAAUGUACGAGGACGUCAGUCAGGAUCACGCGAAGAAAACCGUAACAAUGGAGGCGCACCCACAUCUACCCGGGCCGAACAUGGCAUCUGUCCAUCCUUGCAAACAUGCUGACAUCAUGAAAAAGAUCAUCCAAACCGUAGAGGAAGGUGGCGGGGAGUUGGGCGUUCACAUGUAUCUAAUCAUUUUCCUUAAAUUUGUCCAAACGGUGAUACCGACCAUAGAAUAUGACUUUACGCAAAACUUCAACAUUGCCAACAAGUAAAUGAAAGAAGGAAGGAAACCUAACAGGCAUUGUUAUUCAACCAUAUAAUAAGAACAUAAAGAUAUUAUAGAAUAUUCAAAUGAACAAGACGCAAGACGCUUUGGCAAAUCAUACCCACACACACACAAAACUAACUGGAAUAAGAAAAUGGAUAUUCCUACAUAGGCUUGCAGAGUUGUGCCCAUGUAUUUUUUUGGAACAGACGUAACGUUUAUCUCACCGAAUGCUUGUUGUGAGGCUAUUGACGAUGUAUCUAUAUGUAAUCUCCUUGAGCGCAUAAUACCCAUAUAGAUUUGGUAAUGCAACGCAAAAACGUGGAAUGGAAUUGGCUUAAUUAGUGCAUGUUUAAAAAUUGGUAACUUUCCUUUAGACAAGCAUUAAAAAAACCAACUCAAAUUCUCCAGACUCUACCUAGAAUGCAUUACGUCCGAGAUGUCGUCGUCGUAAGGCUCGCCUGAAAUUUUGCUUAGAGCGAUCAAUUUUAAAUCAUCUAGAAGAAGCAACAAGUUAUUAAUGUGUAAAGUUUGUUUUCUCGAGCAUAAUAAAAUUAUUUUCGAAUUGUAA